Molecule: messenger RNA, 1501 nt
Organism: Aplysia californica (California sea hare)
Lineage: Eukaryota; Metazoa; Mollusca; Gastropoda; Aplysiida; Aplysiidae
Product: replication factor C subunit 5
Exons: 10
Coding region: 285-1277 (330 amino acids)
Biological process (GO): DNA-templated DNA replication; DNA repair
Cellular component (GO): nucleus; DNA replication factor C complex
Molecular function (GO): ATP hydrolysis activity; DNA binding; DNA clamp loader activity
Source: RefSeq, a predicted model, not a curated record
CGUUUUGAACUUCUUGCAUACCCUGAAAAUGAUUCAUUCUUGAAGCCACUUAGGAUUAGGGAAAGGAAAGAGAGUUUAGCCUACUUUAUUUCUUAGGGACCCCACCUACCGGUUCCUAUGCUAUUUUAAGAAAUUCUGAAAUACCCAUAUUCCGAAUAUGCGUAUUUUGUUAAAUAUUUCCCGGGAAAUAUCACAAGCAAAAGCAAAGCAGACCGACGACAGUGCUGAUUGUCAAAACAAAGUUGAUUUACAACAUAAAAUCUAGAUCUACUUCUUGAUUCACAAUGAGCAAAAGUGCCACCACCAAUUUACCAUGGGUGGAGAAAUAUCGACCAAAGCAGUUGGAUGAUCUCAUUUCUCACAAGGACAUCAUUACCACAAUAAGCAAAUUUGUUUCGGAAGACCGACUGCCACAUUUGCUCUUCUAUGGCCCGCCAGGAACUGGAAAAACAAGCACCAUUCUCGCUGUAGCAAAACAAAUCUACUCACCUAAAGAGUUCAACUCUAUGGUUUUAGAGUUGAACGCAUCGGAUGAUCGUGGUAUUGGGAUUGUGCGAGGUCAGGUAUUGAGCUUUGCAAGUACAAGAACAAUUUUCAAGAAAGGAUUCAAGAUUGUCAUAUUAGAUGAAGCUGACGCCAUGACAAAGGAUGCUCAGAAUGCGCUGAGACGAGUUAUUGAAAAGUUCACGGAGAAUACAAGAUUCUGCAUCAUCUGCAACUACUUGUCCAAGAUCAUCCCCGCACUUCAGUCUCGGUGCACGCGGUUUAGGUUUGGGCCCCUGCAUCAAGACCAGAUGGUCUCAAGAUUAGAACAUGUUAUAGCACAGGAAAGUGUAAAGGUGACAGAAGAUGGCAUGAAGUCCCUGGUGACUCUGUCCGGAGGGGACAUGCGGAAAGCCCUCAACAUUCUCCAGAGCACGUCCAUGGCGUAUGAGGAAGUCAGUGAAGACAAUGUGUACACAUGUGUGGGACAUCCGCUCCGCAAGGAUAUUGAGAGCAUUGUGGACUGGGUGCUGAAUGAGAGUUUUACCACUGCCUACCACAAUAUCAUGAAGCUCAAAACAGCAAAAGGUCUUGCCCUGGAGGACAUACUUGCAGAUGUGCAUGCUUAUGUACACAGAAUUGAUUUCCCUAUUGCUGUGAGAAUGCAGCUCCUGGAGAAAAUGGCAGAUACUGAGUAUAGACUUGCUUCUGGCACCAGUGAAAAAAUCCAGAUGGGUUCCUUCAUCGCAGCAUUUCAGAUAGCCAGAGACCUCAUUGCGAAGGACGCUGUAUGAAUUUUCAGUCGCGGUUGUUGUUUUUUUUUGGGGGGGGGGGGGGGGGGGGGUUCUGUUAUAUGAUUGUACUGGGGUUGUUGUUGUGUCGGAGUUUGAUGUUAUAUUUGAUGAGUGAGUGAUGUAUUGAUCCUGUAAUUUCAGUUUGAUGAUCAUGAAAAAGGAUUGCCUAUUUUGUCCUUUUUAUACAUUGCAAGCAAUGUGAAUAAAUGUUUUUCGCCAUAUAA